Galleria mellonella (greater wax moth) is the source of this 5058-nucleotide messenger RNA. Its product is annotated as putative fatty acyl-CoA reductase CG8306. The coding region runs from base 154 to 1686 and encodes 510 amino acids. The transcript is spliced from 12 exons. NCBI's taxonomy places the organism in Eukaryota, Metazoa, Arthropoda, Insecta, Lepidoptera, Pyralidae. Gene Ontology annotation, cellular component: peroxisome. Gene Ontology annotation, molecular function: alcohol-forming very long-chain fatty acyl-CoA reductase (NADP+) activity. The record is from RefSeq and is a predicted model, not a curated record. Gene Ontology annotation, biological process: long-chain fatty-acyl-CoA metabolic process.
UCUUUAAACUUGUUCUACGUCGAAUACGAACCGGAAAGCGGUAUUUUACUCGUAGAAUAGUUUUUGCUUGACCACGACAGCGUUUGCACCUGUGAAAGUUUUGUGAUUGGUUCUCUAUGAAUUAUUUUUACGAAAAAUCAGUGAUAUAUCAAAAUGUCUGAAGAAUCGCAAGUGCGUGCUUUUUACUCCGGUAAAAAUUUCUUCAUCACCGGCGGCACCGGCUUUGUAGGAUUAUGUUUGAUAGAGAAGAUACUGAGGAGUAUACCUGAAGCUGGCAAAUUGUACCUACUUAUGAGACCUAAAAAAGGCAAGGAAAUAUCUGAAAGGCUGGAGGAAUUCCCAAAAAAUCCAAUAUUCGAAAAACUCAUAGAAAAAGAAACAACAGAUGUGUUCAAGAAAAUUGUUCCAGUGUCCGGCGAUGUUGGGCAAGAGAACCUCGGAUUGAGCCCUCAGGACCGUGAGCUGCUUAUCAAUAAUGUAAAUGUAAUAGUGCACUCGGCAGCCACCCUGGACUUCCAGGAGUCUCUGCGGCCGACAGUGAAAAUUAAUCUUUUGGGUACAAGGAGAGUGAUGGAAUUAAGUCGUCAAAUAAAAAAUUUGAAGGUGAUGAUUCACGUUUCAUCAGCAUAUGUCAACUCGUACCUGACAGAGGCACACGAGAAGGUCUACGAGGCGCCUGAUGACGCCGAGAAGAUCAUAGCACUGAUAGAAAAUAAGAAUGACGAGGAACUGUUGCAAUUAGAACCCAAAAUCCUGAAAAGCCACCCAAAUACAUACACAUUCACGAAACAUUUAGCCGAGCACGAAGUCGUGAAGUGUGCUGAUCUGUUUCCAUGUACUAUUGUGAGACCCACCAUGAUUGUCGGGUCUUGGAAGGAGCCUAUUCCUGGAUGGACUUGCUCCAAAGUGGGACCCCAAGGAUUCCUCAUGGGCGCUAGCAAAGGCGUGGUGCGACGGUUGCCGCUGGCGACCCAAAACGUGGCCGACUACAUCCCCGUCGACGUGGUGGUCAACCAGCUUCUAGUUGCCGGCUGGCACGCCGCCCAGUCUAAGUCCGGUCUAAGCGUAUACCAUUGCUCGUCGUCUACGUGCAGGCCGUUCACCUGGUCGCUCAUAGAGUUGUCGGUCAACGAAUUACUGCACGCUUACCCGCUCAAAAAUGCUGUAUGGUACCCGCAUUUAAAAUUCGUUUCGUCGCUGUGGUUGUUCCGCUUGUCGGCCAUAUUUAUCCACUUCUUCCCCGCUAUAUUACUAGAUACACUGCUUCGUAUAACUGGCGGGCGUGCUAUACUGUUCCGUUUAAAUAAAAAUGUAUGGAACUCACUCAGCCGCUUGGAGAGGUUCAUAUUUUCCGAAUGGAAGUUCUACAAUCCGAACACGUUAGAUUUGUGCAAACAGCUGAACAAGACAGACAGGGAGUUGUUCUUUAUAGAUAUCUCCACUUUAGUUUGGAAGGAUUACUUCACGAACCUGCUUCUAGGCGUAAGGAAAUAUUUGAAUAAUGAGAAGGAAAGCUCACUGCCGGCAGCCAGGAGGAAAGAUUCUGUAUUAUUGGUGGUUCAUAUAGUCUGGCAGAUUUUCAUCAUCGGAUUGCUGUGGUAUGCCUUCGCAGCUCUCGCGGGCCUCACCAUGAUACAGAGCGCUUGGGUCGCCCCCGCUAUAUACAUGUUGUACAGUUUAUUAUAAGUGUAUUAUAAUAUAAUGGGACAGAUAUAAUGAUUACCUGCGACUUUGUACGCACUUUGACUGUGACGCAGAGCGUGAAGUUAUGAAAACGUGUAAUUUUUCUAUACUAUUAUGUCACUAUGAUCGAUUGGAAAUCUUAAUCUCUAUCUCUAAAACUACAAAUUUGAUAUUACCAGCGAUUAAGAAACUGGUGCUUAAAAAUAAAUAGUUUCAGUUUAUAUUGAUAAACUAAGUUUAUAAAAGAAUUAGAUGAUCCGGUGAACUUCGUGUUACAUACAACGCCAUCUAUUGAAAGUAAUCCGAAGUAGCGAUUCUCAUUAGAACAUUAUUAAUUUUUAAUUUAAUUUCACUUUUUAUUUCUUUGACACCACCCACUGUAAUGCAACGAAUAAAACGGCAAAAAUCAAUAUCGGUCAAGCUGUUUUUAUUCGUAACAUAAUAGUUCAGUUAAAGUACCAAAUAAAAUGUGCGUUCACGGCAUAAUGAAAUCUUCAACACAAUAAGAUUUUUAGUAUCGUCACGUCAUGAUUGGAUAUAAGCUAUAUAAAUAUAAAAAUUUCAUAAUCGUUCAAUAACUGUUUACUUAUAUAUAAACAAAUUGUGUAGAUAACUGGAUUGGGACCAAAGAUAUUUAACAUAUAGUAAUUUGAAACUUCAAAAUUUACGCUCAAAUUUGACGUAUGUGCCAUGUUAUCUUUUGUCGUGUCUUAGAGGCUAAACUAUUUUAUAAUGAAACUGGUUAAUUGUUUAUAUAUAAGUAAAUUGAUAGAUAGGUGAAUUACAAACAAAAUAUAGCAUGCAGUGUGUUAAUUAAUGAAAUUCAUGCCUUAAAAGUAGUGUUAGUAAUCAUUAGCAAGGUCUCAGUUUUUUUUUUUCUAUACCAAAUAUUACCAAAAACAAAAUUCUUUAAAAAAAUUUAUAUCCUUACCAACGACUCGAUGUAACAUAAGUACAACAUAUGUACAUAUCUAUUAUUAUGCAUUGAAAGUGGUAUAAAUGCAGCUUGUACAUUUUUUCGGGAAUAUUAUUUAUUUAUUUAUACUUUAUUGUACACACUGAUAGUACAAAAAAAUAUGACAGAGGUUAGUAUAUAUACAAAGGCGAGUUUAACUAUAAAAGAGUUUUCUUCUAGCAAGCCCAAAGUGGAAAGAGUAUCAAUAUCAGAGGGUAGAGCAAAGUAAUAUUAAUUUAUUUUUUAAUAUUUGGUAACAUAAAAAAAAUUCUAGGUAAUAAUAAAUAAGUAAUAAAUUUACCAGAGGGAGACUUUGUACAAAAGUCGAUUGCUUGGGUACCUCUGUCCCAUUCGUGUUUCAACCGUGAAGCAGCUGUGUUUGCAUAACUGUGUUUCGGUUUGAAGGGUGGGAUAUGGCGUGAAUUUACUGGGUACAGAGGAAUAACACCUGAGUCCUCAGGAAUGGCAACGCAUGGGGGGUAUCAUGGGCGUAACAGUAUACUCUAUUAUGUCCAUGGUACUGCUCAUGUCUAUAGGCGACGGUUACCACUUUCCAUCAGGUGGGCCGUCAGCUUGUUUGCCAUUCUAAGUUGUAUAAAAAAAUUUUUUUUGAUACUAUAUUAAUGAAUAGUAGCACUAGUUUUAAGAAAUUUAUUUUGUCAACACACUGUAUAUUAGUAUAUAGUAAUUCAUUUGAGAAAUAACAGUACAUGCGAUUGUAAAUCAAAUUUGACGUAUUUCAUAUCAUAUAUUUCACGCAUACAAAGUUGUGGGUAAUAUUGAAACAUUGUAAAAUUAAAAACUAACCCUCUUAUUUAUAAAGACUAAAACAUACAAACUUUAUUUCAAAUAUUUGAGUGUUUUGUCACCUUUCAAAUUGGGAAUUUAGUGUAAGCAGGAGAAAGUAGUUCAAUAGCUGAAAUAGAUUUGAGAGACGUUUGACCUUUUUAUGAAUAAGGGGGUGAGUUUAUGUAGGUGACUUUGUGUGGACCAAUCACGGAUCAGCUCAUCGCAAAUCGACUAGAAUACAUUUUUAUUACUAUACCAAAAGGAGGAAAAUUUUGUAUGAAAAAUGUGUUAUCUCGAUCAUCCAUGUCUUAUCUAUCAUCUACAGAUAAGAGCAUUUGCUCUUGAUACACGUAAAUGGAAUCGAAAUAUUUAAAUAUGGAAACCAUAUUACAGUCAUUAUUAUGUCAUCGCAAUUAAUCAUUUUUCAAAUAUAUAAUUAAUCUUCUGUACGAAUAUUUCAUAGUUAUUUGCAAAAGUUAAAAAGUAAGUAGAAAAAUUAUGUGUUAUUUUUUCAUAAUAAUUAUGUUUAGUAAUCGAAUGUUACUAUAUUACUUAAAUAUUACUAGUUCGCUAGUAGAACAGUUUUUUUUUUUAAAUAAAAACAUAUUGUUUUGAAAAAUUUACAGACGAUUGCUACACUUCUAAAUCUACAGUAUGAAAGUACUUAAGUUCUAUUCAAGCCAUAGACAUUUCUAUUGAAACCAUAGACUUAGUACAACGUACUAUGUACUGAGAGAGUAGCAAUGCAAUCACAAAAACGAGACAAGAAAAUAAUUACACCAGUGUGCGUAUUUUGUAAAUGUGUGUAUGUGGCAGGUCUGAAUGUAUAUAGAAUUGAAGUUGCAAAAUAGUGAAAAUUCACGUAUUACAUUCAUUAUAUUUUUAAUCCAUGGACGUUUAGAACAUUGUUUGGGUCAUAUUAGAUACGUUUUCUACUAAUUCCUGUAUAAAAUAUUUCUGAUUAUUUUAUAAUAUUGCAUUUAAAUAGAUAAAUCUCUAAAGCGUUAAUACGAGAGAAAAUUUGCAAUUUUGUGGUUCUGUUAUGUUAGAGCAUAGAAAUGACAAGUAUAUACACUAUACUACACUCACUUGAAACUAAUUCCACUUCAAAAUAUAAAAAAAAAUAAUGAGAAAUUGUUUAAUUCAUACUAUCUAUUAUGUGUCUAUUAUAUAUUGCGUAUCUACUUGUUUGUCUCGCUCUAACGUAUGUUAUUAUGUUAUGUCUCUUUUACAUUAUCAAUCUGUAUCCUUUAUAAUCUAAGAUUGAAACAGAUUAUACUAGACGAGUUUUAAAGUUCCAUCGUCGAGUAUUGAACGUUUAACGUAAAUUUUAUCAUUUUACUAACGUAAAGGAUGGGUCUCGAAUAAUUAUCAACGUUAAGUAUUGUCUAUAAUCUCAAACUUUAAUACAUUCAUCUUUUCAGCCUUAGUUUUUGUAAGAGCACUUCUAAUAGCAUUUUAAUAUAUUAAUUUUAUUUUAUAUUUUAUUUUAUAAACAAAAAUUAUUCCAUUUACAUAAAUAAUGAAUUGGGGAAUUAUGUUAGUUCUAAGUAAAGCUAUUAUUUAAUUGCAUCAUUUGCCUUUGGCAUUUUGGCGUGCUUUUUUUUAUCGAAAUAAAUUAUUAUUUGCCA